Messenger RNA from Homo sapiens (human), 3144 nucleotides. It is a transcript of the gene GMPPB, whose product is annotated as GDP-mannose pyrophosphorylase B. Gene Ontology annotation, molecular function: transferase activity; mannose-1-phosphate guanylyltransferase (GTP) activity; GTP binding. NCBI's taxonomy places the organism in Eukaryota, Metazoa, Chordata, Mammalia, Primates, Hominidae. The record is from RefSeq and is marked reviewed. Gene Ontology annotation, biological process: GDP-mannose biosynthetic process. The transcript has 9 exons. Gene Ontology annotation, cellular component: cytosol; cytoplasm. Bases 226 to 1308 code for a protein of 360 amino acids.
GAGUUCGGGGCCAGCAGCCGUCUACCCGGUGUCGCGUUCUGUGUUGUGGCGGCCCUGGAUCCGGCGUCAGGGCGACCGGGCGGACGAGGUGGAGCCAGAGUCUGUCAGGCGGGUUGGUGAAGGGCGCGGGGCCGGGCACGGCGUUGGGAGUGCGCGGCAGGGACCGGCCAGGCGGGCUGCAGGCACCUCAGAGCCCGGGACACCCCCUCAACGUCCGCAGGCGCGAUGAAGGCACUGAUCUUAGUGGGGGGCUAUGGGACGCGGCUACGGCCGCUGACGCUGAGCACCCCGAAGCCACUGGUGGACUUCUGCAAUAAGCCCAUCUUGCUGCACCAAGUGGAGGCGCUAGCCGCGGCAGGCGUGGACCACGUGAUCCUGGCCGUGAGCUACAUGUCGCAGGUGCUGGAGAAGGAAAUGAAGGCACAGGAGCAGAGGCUGGGAAUCCGAAUCUCCAUGUCCCAUGAAGAGGAGCCUUUGGGGACAGCUGGGCCCCUGGCGCUGGCCCGUGACCUACUCUCUGAGACUGCAGACCCUUUCUUCGUCCUCAACAGUGACGUGAUCUGCGAUUUCCCCUUCCAAGCCAUGGUGCAGUUCCACCGGCACCAUGGCCAGGAGGGCUCCAUCCUGGUGACCAAGGUGGAGGAACCCUCCAAGUACGGUGUGGUGGUGUGUGAGGCUGACACAGGCCGCAUUCACCGGUUCGUGGAGAAGCCACAGGUGUUUGUGUCCAAUAAGAUCAACGCAGGCAUGUACAUCCUGAGCCCUGCAGUGCUGCAGCGCAUCCAGCUGCAGCCUACGUCCAUUGAGAAGGAGGUCUUCCCCAUUAUGGCCAAGGAGGGGCAGCUAUAUGCCAUGGAGUUACAGGGCUUCUGGAUGGACAUUGGGCAGCCCAAGGACUUCCUCACUGGCAUGUGCCUCUUCCUGCAGUCACUGAGGCAGAAGCAGCCUGAGCGGCUGUGCUCAGGCCCUGGCAUUGUGGGCAACGUGCUGGUGGACCCAAGUGCCCGCAUCGGCCAGAACUGCAGCAUUGGCCCCAAUGUGAGCCUGGGACCUGGCGUGGUGGUCGAAGAUGGUGUGUGUAUCCGGCGGUGCACGGUGCUGCGGGAUGCCCGGAUCCGUUCCCAUUCCUGGCUUGAGUCCUGCAUUGUGGGCUGGCGCUGCCGCGUGGGUCAGUGGGUACGCAUGGAGAACGUGACAGUGCUGGGUGAGGACGUCAUAGUUAAUGAUGAGCUCUACCUCAACGGAGCCAGCGUGCUGCCCCACAAGUCUAUUGGCGAGUCAGUGCCAGAGCCUCGUAUCAUCAUGUGAGGGGAUGCAGUGGGGCUGGCCGAGCCCCGGUUUUCCCAUCAGCAAGGGGAGUGCUGGCCUGACACAUCAGAAGACCCUGGACUUGUCAUUAUUUGUCUGGGGGGCACUGGGUGAAGCUGAAGCUGUUGGACACCUGCCUUCUCAUGUGGACAUCAUCUGGCAGGAUCCCUGCUGGGCACACCCCACAAACCCCACUCCCUCAAGAAGGGCCAGGGCCAGGGCUGUAUGGAAUAAUAAUUUAAUGCUCACUGUGGCCCUGACUGAAAGUCAAGCUCAGGCACAAUUAGGGCCAUGGCUGGGCUCCCACCAAUGAGGAUACAGGCAGGCAAGGAGGUUGGAUGUGGUGGUGUGGGAUACAGGAGAAGGGCAAAGGGAGCUCAUAAAUAGGGCCCAGCCUGGCUCUGGGUUCAAAGGUGGAGGUUCCAGGAUGGCACAGGCUGUGAGGGCUAGGCAGCUGAGGAGGUAGUACUCGUAUUGGCUCCCUUCUCCCAGUCCUCUACAGACACGAUGGUGGUUUUGCAGAAGAAGCAGUCCUUGUUGUUCAUCAGGUGCUGGUUGAUACAGGCUCUACAACAGGGGAGGGGAUGAGGACUGCCCUGCAUGUACCUACUGCUCUCCCCACCACCAAGCUGUGGGGCCCACUUACUUGCAGGACUUGUGGCCACAGGGCUGGAACACAGCAGAGAUGGGGUGGGCAUAGCAGAUGGGGCAGAGGUCCUCCUCACUGGUGGGCUGCAGGGAGGAGAGUGAAGGGUGGGCUGGAGUUGGAUGCCUGGCUAUGUGGAUGUCCGUUGUGCCUGUGUAGGAGUGCACACAUAUUCAAGUGGCAUGGACCUGUGCACCGUGUUCCCACUCACCAGGGAGGCAGCUGCUGCCUGGGCAGAUGCAGAGGUCAGGUGCGCCAGCAUCUGUUCCACUUGGGCCAGCUCAUCGGCACUGAUAUAAUCCGCAUCUGGGGAGUGGUAGGUAGUGUCAAGUCAGAGGUAGCUGAGGAUGUGAUGCCUCUUGAAUAUUCCCAGCCUAGGACUUUGCUGUUCUUAAGGCUCCUGACCCGACCCAGCCCCAGAUUUCCCUGACCUGCCCCACCAGCCCACUCACAGCUCUGCAGGGAGAAGCGCUUCCGGUCAGGGGCUGGCAGAGCAGUGCCAGGUGCUGGGGGCUCUGGCUGUCCCAGGAGAUAGCAUAUUGAGCGUAGCUGGAAGCAGGGAUCUGCCAGGAGCACUGAUGUGGCUUGCUCUCUCCUAGGUAGGGGAGGGUGCAAGGGCAGUCAGAAGGCUUGGGGCCUGGCUAAAAGUCUCUCUUGGGAUUGCCAAUGAGGAGUGCCAUGGCUCGUACAUGAUCACCCCCCCUGCAUCCUUUCCGUCUCCCUGCUUCCCAAACCCCAAGUCCUGUAUUCUAGUAAGGUGCCACACAGCCUGUUUUUUUUUUUUUUUUCUUGAGACGAGUCUCGCUCUGUUGCCCAGGCUGGAGUGCGAUGGCACGAUCUCGGCUCACUGCAACCUCCACCUCCCGGGUUCAAGUGAUUCUCCUGCUUUAGCCUCCCGAGUAGCUGGAAUUGCAGACGCCCACCACCACGCCCGGCUAAUUGUUGUAUUUUUAGUAGAGACAGGGUUUCACCAGGUUGGCCAGGCUGGUCUCGAAUUCCUGACCUCAGGUGAUCCACCUGCCUUGGCUUCCCAAAGUGCUGGGAUUACAGGCGUGAGCCACCGCGCCCGGCCUGGGGUACCACUUUAAGAAGGCUCAGGCGAACCACCUUAAGAUAGUGAGAGUCUGCCUGCCCCAUAAUAUUAUCAGUCCUUCAAAGUCACUUCAAAUAAACACUAACAGCAGCUUGGA